UACUGAGUACAGUACUGUGCGCCAGUUAUCCGCCCGAUGCCCUUAUUAGGAGGAAAGGCCCUAAACCUCCCCUUCGAUGAGGAAAUCAGAUCAUAAAUAUCCUCCCCGCCACCCACCCGCACCCAGAGGUGGUUUAAGCGUGCAAGAGGCGGCCUGAGGCGUCCUCCCGGGAGCUGCCUCAGGACCCAGCCUCUCUCUCCAAAAAGCCGCUCCCUUCGACCGUCUCGGCACCUGCUCGAACUUGAGCGGCUCUUUGCUUUAUGAACAGCGAGGGCUCCUCCGUCGUCUCCGGACAGCCCCGAACGAGGAGAGUCGUGGGGAAGGUUUGAGAGAGAGAAAGAAAAGAGUUCACAGGACCAGCGAAACCGCGCCUUUGGAGGAAGAGGCGGCAGCAGCAGCCGCCAUCGCGCGGAUUUUCACUUUCGCUACUUCGAGCGGCCGGGACGCCGGGACGACGCGACGGCCAUGUGGGGACUGUUCUGGGCUCUGCUCCUGCUUCUUCGGUUGGAGCUUCCGCUCGGGGCCUCGCCAGGGGUGCAGUGAGGAAAGCAACUUAACUUGGCAAAAUGUGCACUAAGCGAUCUGCUUUGGUUCAGUAUCUGUGAUCACACAUGCCAGAACGGAACCAAAAUGGAAUGAUCCUGCCUGCACUUAAAAAAGAACAACAACACACACACCAACUAGUAGCCUCUACGAGGGACCCAAAUAGAAGAACAGUGUCAUCAGAAUACCAUCGGUGGCAUUGAAGGAAAAGAUAUUGCUUUACACCCAAAUGUUAGUGGCUCGCCAGCAGAGAUUACCUGGAUGAAAGACAGAAAUAUAGUGGCUACGUCAAUUGAUGGUUUUCCAACAAAGAACAAUUUAGAGCUUAUCGUUAAUAAUGGUAGUUUGAUUCUCCACAACCUGUCACUGAAAGAUGUUGGAUGUUACAAAGCUGAAAUUGAAGUUAAAGAUGAAGUAACAGAAACAUUUUUUGGUUUGAAAGUAUUAGUACCACCUAGUUUAACCUGCUCUACCAAUGAUAGCAUCCAAAUAAGCUGCAAUCUGCCCACCAACAUGCUGGAUCUGUCACCAUCAUAUGAGUGGAAAGGCUUUGAAAAAGAUGAAAUUAUUCAUUCUAAUUGGUCUUUUGUGCAACUUCACAAAAACAUAGACCCUUCUAAGAAAAUCACGUGCAUCAUUACUGCUUUCAAUGUAAAUGUGAGCAACUCCAUCAAUUUGAAUGAAUGUAUCCGGAAAGAUCAUCAGAUUGGAGGUAGAAGUAGAAUUCAGAUUCUCUUGGCUGUAAUCAUUGUAGCGCUGGUGGUAAUAGGAAGUUACAUUUACCUAAUAAAAGCCACUGCUCAGAAUGAAGGAGGAAUCUGUCCAAAUGCAAAGUAUGAUCCUAUGCCAUCUCCAGAAGGAGGAAACAUAAGUGAUAAUCAGCCAGAUGUUAACCUAGACUCAGCUGAGAACUUGGAAGGAAGCAGAGAGGAAUCGUCUCCACCAGAAAGUUGAGAACAAAAAGGAGAAUUCCAGGGUUGGAACUGAGGAACUUUGCAAAGCAACACACUUGUUUCGUUCCAGCCGUCUGCUCUUGGCACACAUGUGCAGCGCUUCAGGAGUAAUGGCCUACAGAGGGACUCAUCCAUGGGUGAACCAUAUCAUCUUCUUAUGAGUGGCCUAGCAGUAUUCAUGCUUAUCUCCUCAAAAAAGACACUCAUGUUUUGCACUGAAAACUGAAAAAGGGGAUUUUUGCACUGAAAAGGUGGAUAUUUUCUCAAACACCUGUUUUUAUAUGUAAUACUUUAAAACAUUUUACAUUUA
Messenger RNA from Pogona vitticeps (central bearded dragon), 1806 nucleotides. NCBI's taxonomy places the organism in Eukaryota, Metazoa, Chordata, Lepidosauria, Squamata, Agamidae. The record is from RefSeq and is a predicted model, not a curated record.